AUGACCGAAUUGGAGAGUACUUGGAAUACCCUCUAUGAUUAUGAAUCAGGUAAAAUAUAUGUACAUUUGAAAAACAAUGGAUUGCUAAGGCUUAACUUUUCAAUCACAGGAUUUGAUGAUGUUGAUAAAGACAGUCUACAAUAUUUCAAUUUGAAUAAUAAUCAAGAAAUAGAUACCUUGACACCUCCACCGGAAUAUUCAACAUUAUUUAUUUUAAACCAAGGAUUAUACGCUUUAACGUCAAAAACGGGUGAUGACCAAGAUUUAUGUGGAGAUGGAACAAUCUCAAUUAUAAAAUUCCAAGAAAAUAAAAAUAAAUGGACAUCACCCAUAAGUUUGAAUACAAACAACAUCAGUGAUGGUUCCUUCUAUCGAUAUCCUACAAUAUUCACCAAUCCAGAAGAUACAACCACAAUAUACAUCUAUGGAGGGAUUUGUGACAAAUCGGGGUCCAUUUCUUCAAGAAUGCUUUCCAUUGAUUUUCUGUCCAAUAAAGCAAAUUCAAUCUUAACUUCUACUCAACCUCAACCAUUCUACGGAGCAGCCAAUUUGCUUGCUCCCAAUCCACAGGCACAAUUGGUUAUUGGAGGAGAGCUGAGUAAUGGGUGGUUAAAUAUGUGUCAAUUAGCCACUUGGGAUUUCCAUUCUGGUUGGUCUUCUAAGCAGAUCAAAUUGGCCGAUGCGUCAGAAACAUUGAAUUCAAGGAAAUUUGCCUUAGCAUUACCAAUAUUUGAUCCAUUGAAGAAUAAGAAAUUAUUAUACAAUGAUUUCAUGUUAAAAGAAGUUCUUUUGAUUGGAGGGGAGAGUGGAGAUGGAGAUAAGAGGAUGGCAGCAACUCCUGAAUUUGUCAAGUUGUCAUUGGACAGUACUAAUUGGUCUUGGGAUACGAAUGUCACUAAUGGAAUUAACGGGGAUGAGAUAUUGGGAGCAGCUACUAUAUUUGAUACUUUGGUUGUUAUAAAUUCUACAAGCACCAAUAGGAAGAGAGACGAUAGUUAUAAGAUUAAUCUUUGGGAUACUGGGUCAUUCAAACCGGUUACAUCUUUGAAGGGAAAUACCAAAUCAUUGACUUCCAGUAGUUCUGAUGAUUCAUCGUCAUCGUCGUCGUCUCUGGGGGUGAAUAACAAGAUUAUAUUUGGUACUGUGUUCCCACUUGGGUUCAUGUCGAUUAUUAUUGGUGUCUUAAUAGUGUAUUUGAUAAAGAGGCGGAAUAAAAAUAAGCUUAGUCCAGAUGAAAGAGCAUAUAAUGAAAUAGAUUAUAAGUAUGAAGAUAUCCAUAGUUCAUCGUUUAUAGUUGAACCUCAAUUAUAUGCCAGUGAUGCUAAUUCGACUUUAGAAAGUGCUUCAAUUGAUUCAUGGAUGAAAAAGAGACAAGAUUUUGAGAAAAUAAGACAUAGUUAUCUUGCAUCCAAUGAGACUUUGAGUACUGACAGUGAUGCGCCAAUGAUGGGAAGACGACAGAGAGAUUUUGCUGGUGAAAGGGUUGUAGAUGAUGAAGAUGAGGAAGACAGGGAAGAAAAUUCAGGUGGAAGUUCAAGCACUUCAGAAUUUGAUGUUACUUCAUUGAGUGUUCCUCAAGCUGCUGUAAUGAAUAAAUCGAUAAAGACCCUAACAAAAUCAUUCUCAUUUACAGAUACUCCAUCAACCCCAUUAAGUAAAAAGUUUAAGAGAUUGCCCAAUGGAAAUAAACUUGAAUAUCUACUGCUAUCAACACGUUCGAAAUUUAGAAGUCCUCAUGAGAGGGAAAGGAAGAUAGAAGGAUUGUCUGAUACAACGUCUUUGGAUGAACAAGUUGAUGUUCAAGUAUUGGUGAGUAGUAAGCGAAGGUCAGUAUUGAGAGUUGUGAAUCCAGAUUCACGAAAGGCAUCUGACGCCACUGAAUUGGCCGAAGAUGACGAUAAUGAAAAUAAGCCAUUGAACGCGAGGGAGACGGCCGAGGGAGAUGAACAUACAAUGGAUGAUACUUGGGAAGAUGAGUUUGAUUUUACAUCUUCAACAUCGUCACUAAGACAAAGAAUUCCCUCAGGUCAAAAAUAA
Molecule: messenger RNA, 2037 nt
Organism: Hemisphaericaspora subhashii
Lineage: Eukaryota; Fungi; Ascomycota; Pichiomycetes; Serinales; Debaryomycetaceae
Exons: 1
Coding region: 1-2037 (678 amino acids)
Source: RefSeq, a predicted model, not a curated record